AUGAUAAGUGGAGCAUAUGCGUCCGCUUGUCCGACGAUCAACCAUAGUGGAGGCCAGCUCGAGAUUCCUACAAUUGCCCUUGCAGCAUGGAAGUACGAAGAAGUCCUCAUCUACCUCACUUUUCUUCUCUUUAUUCUGGCAGUUGUUUUAUUAAAGAUUGCUUAUCACAAAAUUCCUCUGGUAGCGACUUAUUUCCCCGAAUCCCUGCUUCUGAUUGGUGUAGGACUAAUUUUUGGUGCUAUUCUGAGGUACACAGUUGCAUUUUGUGCAUUCGCCGAACACAUACGACUAACACCUCAGCUGUUCUUCAACAUCCUGCUUCCUCCCAUUGUUCUAGAAUCGGCCUACAGUUUGUACAAUCAAAAAUUUGCGCAGAUAUUGGGUCCCAUCCUGAUUUUCGCCUGUUUGGGAACUGUCCUAAACUUCCUCCUCAUCGGGACUGGCCUCUUGGUGGUGGACCAAGCCAUCGGGCUUGGCAAUCCUCAACUGGGACUCAGUUACCGGGAGUAUCUCCUGUUUGCCUCCCUUAUAGUUGCAGUGGAUCCUGUAGCGGUUCUAGCCAUAUUUCAGGAUAUCGGCGUGGAUCUGAGUCUCUACUACCUCGUAUUCGGAGAGUCCCUCUUGAAUGAUGCGGUCACUGUGGUGCUUUACAACAUAAUGAGCGCGUUUGUGGCAACAGAGGAGGUCACAACUGCGCAAGUUGCCAUUGGCAUUGGAUCCUUCUUUACCGUCAGUCUUGGCGGAGCUCUGAUAGGCCUCAUCCAUGGCGUCCUAUCUUGCCUGCUCACGCGUAUGAGCGUAGCCUCUGAAGGUCUGCUGCUCCUUCUCAUCAGUUACCUCGCCUACAUCGUUGCCGACAUGUUUGCCUGGUCAGGAAUCAUUUCGAUUAUCGUCUGUGGUGUGCUGCAAGCCGCUUAUGCCUUCCACAAUCUAACACAUCUCUCUGUCAUGUUGAUGAAAGCUGCGUUGAAGCAAAUUUCUGCUAUCAGUGAGGCAGUCAUCUUCCUGCUUCUCGGAUCGGAGGUCUUCGCUCUUAACCUUCAAUGGCACACCGGACUGACACUCAGCGCUUUGGUUAUAUGUCUGGUCGUGCGAACUCUCGUGGUCUUCACCCUGUCUACUAUUAUAAACCGAUGCCGGCUCAUAGAUAGCAAGAUAGAGUGGACAGAGCAGAUCAUUAUCAGCUACGGUGGUCUGCGCGGUGCAGUGGCCUUUUCGCUUGCGAUUCUAGUCAAUUCAAAAUUUCUGGGGACACAGGGUGCUCUGGCUAGGGACGUCAUCGUCACAACAACCCUAGCUAUCAUCUUAUUCACAGUGGCAAUCAUGGGUACAACCAUGAAGCCGCUGGUAAAACUGCUAAACAUUCGACUUGAUAGAGGUGAGAAGAAGAGUCUGUUUGUGACGCUUAAUGACUCCAUGCUGGACAACGUUCUCCUCUUUGUGGAGCAGUUAAUCUCUCGGCGAGGGUACAAUCGAAUUAGACACUUUUUCCUAAAACUCGAUGACAGAUACAUCCGGCCAGUGCUUCAGCGGAAUGCUGUUACACACGACAAGAAGAUACUGAAUAUAUACGCGAAAAUGGCACUGAAGAUGCACUCAGAUGCUAUUUCUUCACACGAACCAAUCAGUACUGUGAUUCCGAUAGAGGACGCAGGGGACGUUUUGCGACCACUCAUUCAGCUCGAAGGACCCUCAGAAUGUGAUGUAGACGGCUCAGUCUUCUUAUCGAAAGCCAGAGAAAAGGAAGUGGGUGUCGAGUUGGCUCCAUGUGUACUGAGACAGCGUAACGCUGCGAGGAUGCAACGUCGAAUCACUCUUGCCUCCCUCUCACGAGGCGGAAUCGAGCCCCAAUUUCGUCCACCGCAACGACAAGUGGCCGACUGGGCUCAAGUGGCGCAAAUUGUGAAGGUUUUCCGCAAUCAGGCUCAGCUGGCGCAUGCAAUGGGCAGGUACGUUAAAGAGCAAAGCCCGGAUGACCCCGAAAGAGCAAGCGGUGUUGCAGAGCGACGCAUCCGUUUUGCACGACAACACAAGCAACACCGUACGUCGAUGCCCGCAAUAUUUGGGCGUGCUAUGCGGAAGGCCAAGACCAAAAACGAGGACCCCACAAGUCCGAUCUAG
This is a messenger RNA of Dibothriocephalus latus, 2121 nucleotides long. The record is from the annotation of a GenBank genome assembly. NCBI's taxonomy places the organism in Eukaryota, Metazoa, Platyhelminthes, Cestoda, Diphyllobothriidea, Diphyllobothriidae.